AUGGUGUUGAAUUCAGCUGACUACUCCGCCGGCCCUUCGACUAGCACCACCGAGCCUCAAUCGGUCCUCGUCGAGGCUCCAACUUGGGAACUAAAUUCGACCCUUCAUGGCCGCCACAGGGAUGACUUCUCCGCCGGCCCUUCGACUAAAACCACCGGGCCUCAUCCGGUGCUUGUCGGGCCUCCAACUUGGGAACUAAAUUCGCCCUCGGUGGUCGCCACAGUGGAUUUUUCUCUAGAUGACGAGUUCUGGUCCGCCGUAGGCUCUCCGUUUCCCGAUCUAUCCUUUUCUUCUCUGUGGAUUUCAGAUGAUUUCUCCGCCGGCCCUUCGACUGACACCACCGGGCCUCAGCCGGAGCUUGCCGAGCCUCCACAUCGGGAACUAAAUUUGCCAUCCAUGGCCGCCACACGGGAUCUUUCUCUAGAUGACAAGUUCAGGUCCGCCGCAGGCUCUCCGUGUCCCGAUGGCACCACCGGGGCUCCACCGGUCCCUGUCGAGCCUCCAACUCGUUUCAGGCUGGGCAAAGGAAUGACAGUGGAGGUUAACAAACACCUUGGACUUUCUGAACCGUAUUUUUUUGUUGUUGAGUUCAACCACACACCACAGGGGGAAAGCAUAAAUUGGAGAAAUGUGGAGAUUAAUUAUCCAGAUAUUGACAAAGCCUUCAAAGACCAAGAGUCCUACGUUACUCUUUUUGAGCGUCAAGUGAUGGUGAUUGGACAAAAAUUAGCAUAUCUUCGUCCAGAUGCUAAAGAUUUCAGCGUCCUCAAAAAGAUACGCCUCACUCCUUCCCUAAUAUUUAUUCUUGAGCUAGAUGAUGCUUCAUUUUCUCGUGGGAAUUCUAUUUGA
Ilex paraguariensis (yerba mate) is the source of this 849-nucleotide messenger RNA. The record is from the annotation of a GenBank genome assembly. Lineage: Eukaryota; Viridiplantae; Streptophyta; Magnoliopsida; Aquifoliales; Aquifoliaceae.